CGCAGCGUCUUUUGGUCUCGGAAGCAAGAGAACAGUUCCGGGGGUGACGACGACGGUCAAGAAGCGGUCGACACCUCGAUUGUUCCGAUCAGCUACUACCCCGGGAACAUCUUCGCCGAGGAGAGCCCACUGGAGGUUUGGAGAAUUCGACCUUCGGUCGUCGAUGGACAAGAUUGGUCCAACGUCGAGAGGACGAAGUCCACCGUGGAGUCGGUGGAGGCUAUCCUCCGAGAUCUCAAUGCACACGGGGUCUCGUUCAUCAUUCCAAAGCGGGAUCAGAGGCCUUGGUCGCCCCCGAAGGGGUAUCAAUGCAUUUACGAGUCAUAUUUCCGGAACGACACGAAGUUGUGGUUCCCAAUUCCCGAAUUGUCACGGCUUACGCGUCCGCAGAGGGGUCGCUUUAAGCCAGUUGAUGAACGGUUCUCUCGGUUGAUGGUCGUUUUAUCGGUGAUUGCGGCUGAGGCAGGGACAUCGAUGAGUGUGAGGUCGUUUGAAGAGUUGACUUCAGUUUCAAUUUCCGACGAUGGGCUCGUCUCGACGAGGAUGCGCCCAAACUAUAACGUGGUCACGGGGUAUCCGACCAAAACCUCAGAUUGGCAGCGUUCGUACUUCUAUGUGAAGUCGAACAGAUCAGCGUUCGAAGAGCCUCCGAAGUCUGGUUAUCGCGUUCUCUGGAAUGCAGAGAUGGUUGGUCAUCCGAAUCUCGCUACGUACCCCGAGGAUUGGAAGGAGAGUGCUCGGAUUGUUGCGUUGCAGAAGCAAGAUCACUGGGAGGAUUUUACUCGGGAGAGAAUUCAAAGAUCUGUAGAACGGAUUGCGAGUCAGCAUUGGAUCUCGGAUUCGCUUCCUCACAUCAAUCGAUCGACUUUGAAGCGGUUGUCCCUUUUCACACGAGCCGAGCAAAAGGAGAUCAAUCGGGCCCGAACAAUGAAGCAACUGCCUGAUCUAAGCCUUAUUACGGCGGGGAAGAUAGGUGCCAAAAAGGGAAAGAACUCGAAGAAGAAGAAAAGCAAGGAGACUCGGAAGGAGUCCAAUGAGAUGGAUCAAACCGAUCUGGAUAACCCCUCUAAGAAGGGUGGUAAGAAGAGGAAGGCCGUGGAACCGCCUGCGGAAGACGUUCCUAGGAAAAAAAAAAAGAAGAAGCAAGAUUUCUCCGUGCCCCGACCAUCCUCGGUUUGCGAGGAGGAACUCCAGGUUUUGGUCCCUGAUGCUACUCCCGAGGUUGGGACCUCGGAUGAUGAUGAAAAUGAGACCAUAGCUUUGCGUCGGAGGAGACGAGAGGGCCCUCAGCAGAAUCGCGGAGCCUCGGUGGGCGGUUCUGAGACUCGUGUGUCCGGCCGUCCCAAGGAAACCCCGGAGGAUGGGUUCAAGUUCGAGUUCAACCGAGAGCUCCCGCUGGCCUGUUACCCGGAGGAUUGUGCUCGCUUGCUACGGUUAGUCAAAGGCGGUCCCGAUCAGCUUCCUUCAGUGGGGGACCUCAUCUUCAAAGACGAGUAUGAGCACGCCUCUUGCUCGUCGGUAAAGAGUCACGGCGACUGGAAUGUUCUGGUCGGGAAGUAUGACACAGCCCUCAGGCGGGCUAGAGAGCAGAUCCGUGAGAGCGAAGAAGCCAAGAAGAAAGCGGAGGAGGCUCUUCGGGUGUCUUCGCGGGAAAAGACUGAAGCCAUUGCUCGGGAGAGAUCUCUCAGGAAAGCGUUUGACGAGACGCGAACAUCUGACGCGGCUGAGCUGCAGAUGUGUAAGGAGGCGAUGAACAACCUUGAAGUUGUGGUGGACAAGCAGCGGAAGGAAAAGGUUGACCUAGAGAGAAGGAUGGCCGCGGAAUCACUUAGGCAUUCCGAGGAAAUGACCAGGCUUCGGAAAUCUCGUAGGUAUGAGGUUACGCACGAGAGAAUUCGCGUGCUGAUCGCCAUGAUUGCUAAGGCUGAGAAGCGCUUCCACAAGAUUUCUCUUCGUGAGGACCAAAGAGACAAGUACGACGAUGCUAGAUGCCUCUACAGCCAAGCCUUUGGAACAAGGAAAUGCCUCGAGCAGAUUAAAGCCUCGGCAGAGGACCUUCGCCUCUCCCCGUUAGUGUUGGAGUCUCGGUUCCUGAUCGAAGAGAUUUGGCGUCAGCUCGAUCCGUUUGGAUCGAACAUUGGUUUGAUCGAUUCAGAGGCUGCUAUUGCUCUUCGUACUCCUCUCGCCGACCGAGAUCCCCGCUCUGUAGAUCCGACGGAGAAGCCCGCUCAGACGGCCGUAUCUUCCAAUCAGCACACCGACCAAGGCGUCGAUCCGGCGGAGCGAACAUCAGUGGGAGCGGUUAUUCAGAAGGACGGGGCAGUGCCUACCAUCGUGCUGACCGAUUCCUCCGCGAAGGCAUCGAAGAAUGCCAGCUCGUCCGCUUCCUCGUCGGAAGACCCGGGGAAGGAAGACGAGCUUCCAACGGAGACGCCAGCUGCAAAUGUGACUGACUCAAUUCCAACAAAGUUCGGCCGCGUCUCGGGUCCCGGAGAAGGUGACGGCAGUGGCGACAAGGAUCCUCCUGUGGUCGAUUAA
Messenger RNA from Brassica napus (rape), 2538 nucleotides. RefSeq names its product meiosis-specific protein ASY2-like. The annotation marks the transcript as partial. The transcript has 7 exons. The record is from RefSeq and is a predicted model, not a curated record. Lineage: Eukaryota; Viridiplantae; Streptophyta; Magnoliopsida; Brassicales; Brassicaceae.